Messenger RNA from Abrus precatorius (Indian licorice), 1248 nucleotides. RefSeq names its product BAG family molecular chaperone regulator 4-like. Gene Ontology annotation, cellular component: cytoplasm. Gene Ontology annotation, molecular function: protein-folding chaperone binding; adenyl-nucleotide exchange factor activity. NCBI's taxonomy places the organism in Eukaryota, Viridiplantae, Streptophyta, Magnoliopsida, Fabales, Fabaceae. The coding region runs from base 118 to 873 and encodes 251 amino acids. Gene Ontology annotation, biological process: protein stabilization. The record is from RefSeq and is a predicted model, not a curated record. The transcript is spliced from 4 exons.
AACCGAUAUCUUUGAAAGCAGUGUUGGAACUCCUGUCUUCUUAACCCUCAACUACUUCAACACUACGCCUCGGGUCAAACUCAGUCCACUGCAUCGCUAAUUCCUUUGCUCCUUACUAUGAAGAACUCCUCAGACUACCCCGUCGACAUCUCGCCGGAGCCGAGGCCCGCCGAGAGCGACGCCGGUGGUGGGCCCAGGCCCAUGAUCAAGAUCAACGUUUCUUAUGGGUCCUCGCACCACGAGCUCCACCUCCCGGCCCAAUCAACAUUCGGGGAUGUUAAGAAAUUGCUUGUUGACAAAACUGGUUUAGAACCUGAAGAACAACGACUUUUCUUCAGGGGGAUAGAAAAGGAUGAUAAAGAGCAUUUGCACCUUGAAGGUGUGAAGGACAAGUCAAAGAUUUUACUUUUGGAAGGCACUGCUAGCAAAGAGAGGAAACUUGAGGAAACCAGAAAACAAAAUGAGAUGUUUAAAGCUUCUGAGGCUAUUGCUGGGGUCAGAGCUGAGGUGGACAAGCUCUCAAAUAGGGUGACUGCCUUGGAAGUGGCUAUCAAUGGUGGGAACAAAGCUUCCGAGAAAGAGUUUCUUGUGUUGACAGAGUUGCUUAUGAGUCAAUUGCUGAAACUGGAUGGUAUUGAGGCUGAAGGUGAAGCAAAGUUGCAGAGAAAAGCUGAGGUGCGUCGUGUGCAGAACCUUGUGGAUACAUUAGAUUCUCUAAAGGCAAGAAACUCCAACCCUUUUAGCAACAGUAGCAAUUCUGUCACAGUAACAACCCAAUGGGAAACCUUUGACUCUGGAAUGGAAAGCUCGGAUGCCCCAUCAUCAACGUCGUCUUCAACUAAAAUAACUCAUGAUUGGGAGCGGUUUGAUUAGCUCAGAAAUUGUUUUUGAUCAUUAAGUUAUAAAAGCUUGUACAACACCAUCUUAUUGGGCAUUCAAUCUUUAUCCUUUGUUCAAGUUCAUUUUUAUCAAGCUUGCCUUAGAGUUCUUGGCGCAACGACGUGAUCGUUGCCUUGUGCACUUAGAUUAGGUAGAUAGAAAUUUUAAUUGCAGAAAUAUUCUUCCCGCUCAGAGGUAAGGUUGCAUAUGUUUAAUCUUCCUCGUGCGCUUAGUUUAGGCAAAAUAUGUAAACUAUAUUGCAUCCUAAUACUUGAAUAAUAUUUUUGCAUCUUUGGAUCGUUAUUUUUCUAUCAUCUGGUUGUAAAGUAGUACACGAUUUAUGCUUUUAUUGGAGAUGUUCAUUUGAAC